Messenger RNA from Oreochromis aureus, 1002 nucleotides. RefSeq names its product NLR family CARD domain-containing protein 3-like. The transcript is spliced from 3 exons. NCBI's taxonomy places the organism in Eukaryota, Metazoa, Chordata, Actinopteri, Cichliformes, Cichlidae. The record is from RefSeq and is a predicted model, not a curated record. Bases 111 to 860 code for a protein of 249 amino acids.
UGUACUCAGGAGUUUGUACAGAGAUCUUCAAAAGAGAGUGUGUGAUCUUCCAGAAACCAGUCUACUGCUUUGUUCAUCUGAGCAUUCAGGAGUUUCUGGCUGCAGUCUACAUGUUCCACUGUCACACCAACAGGAAGAGAAAGGUGGUGAAGAACUUCCUUAAACUAAAAUCUUUGAUCAAGAUGAUUUCCAUUGUUUUUGAUAACAAAGAUCUUGAUGUAUUUCUGAGGAGAGUCAUGGAGAAAUCCCUCCAGAGUGAAAAUGGCCACCUGGACCUGUUUGUUCGCUUCCUUCAUGGCCUCUGUCUGGAGUCCAACCAGAGACUCUUAGUAGGUCUGCUGGGUCAGACAGAGAUCAGUCCAGGAACCAUCCAGAGAGUCAUCAACAACCUGAAGGAGAUGAACAGUGAUGAAAUCUCUCCUGACAGAAGCAUCAACAUCUUCCACUGUCUGAUGGAGAUGAACCACCUCACAUUAUUUCAGGAGAUCCAAGAGUUCCUGAAGUCAGAGAACAGAUCAGAGAAGGAACUCUCUGAGAUCCAGUGCUCAGCUCUGGCCUUCAUGCUGCAGAUGUCAGAGGAGGUUCUGGAUGAGUUGGACCUGCAGAAGUACAACAGAUCAGCGCGGGGACAACAGAGACUGAUUCCAGCUGUGAGGAACUGCAGAAAGGCUGGACUGACUCAGUGUCGACUCUCAGAGUCUCACUGUGAAGUUGUGGCCUCAGCUCUGAAGUCCAACCCCUCCCAUCUGACAGAGCUGCACAUGAGUAACAACUACAAGCUCCAGGAUUCAGGUGUGAAGCUUCUGUGUGCUGGACUGGAGAGUCCAAACUGUCGUCUGGAGACUCUGAGUUGGAGCUGAUGAUGGUAAACAGGACGGUGUGUGUGCUGAGAGAGGAGCAGCUGUGUCCUGAUGAUCCAGAGAGGUUGAAGCAGCAGCAGCUUGUGUGUAGAGACGCUCUGACUGGGCCAUGUUACUGGGAGGUGGAGAGGAGAGCUUCAUC